This is a messenger RNA of Babesia ovata, 2349 nucleotides long. RefSeq names its product leucyl-tRNA synthetase. Lineage: Eukaryota; Apicomplexa; Aconoidasida; Piroplasmida; Babesiidae. Gene Ontology annotation, biological process: leucyl-tRNA aminoacylation. The coding region runs from base 1 to 2349 and encodes 782 amino acids. The record is from RefSeq and is a predicted model, not a curated record. Gene Ontology annotation, cellular component: cytosol. The transcript has 3 exons. Gene Ontology annotation, molecular function: ATP binding; leucine-tRNA ligase activity.
AUGCUCAGUCGCAAGACCACUAUGCCGCUUAUUGACGCAGCGGUUGCCAGAAAUUCUUUUAAUUCUUGUGCAGCUGGAAACUUCGUCACGAACCCGGAAGAUCCGCGGAAAAACGCGUCCUGCGACAUUUCGGCGCUGGCCGUGAAACGCAGGCCCCGCAAACGGGACGACGCCGUUCUUCCUUCGAUAUCGUCCAAUUGGAGACAAAAUGGCAACGUUACUGGGAGGAAAACGAUGUGUUUAAGGCGGAAGAACCGGAAGGCGGUCGAGGGACGGGGACGCGACUAUGGCGACGUCGAAAGGAAGCCCAAGUUCUACGGACUAUGUAUGAUACCGUAUCCAUCAGGAGAAGGGCUGCAUGUGGGACACUUGCUAGGGUACACUAUUCUCGAUGUAAUAAGUCGAUACAAACGUAUGAGAGGAUACCGUGUCCUCUGUCCGAUAGGUUGGGAUUCCUUCGGGCUGCCUGCAGAAAGACACGCUGAAAUCGUGAAAAGAGAUGUCAGGGAGGUUACCGAAGCCAAUAUUCAGACAUUCAAGCGACAAAUAAAGCGAAUGGGAUUCGCUUACGACUGGUCACGCGAACUACGAACGAGCGAACCCUCAUACUACAAGUGGACGCAGUGGAUGUUCCUGCAAUUCUAUAAACGUGGCAUCGCUUACAGAUCAACUCAAACGGUGAAUUGGUGCCCGGAACUGAACACGGUGCUGGCAAACGAAGAAGUCAAAAAUGGACUCUCAGCGCGAGGGGGGUUUCCGGUUUAUCGCAAACAGGCGCCACAAUGGCUAUUGGGGAUUACAAAGUAUGCUAAAAGAUUAGUCGAAGGACUGGAUUCACUAGAAUGGCCACAGUCAAUCGUUGCUGCCCAGAAGAAGUGGAUAGGUCUCGAACAUGGAUACAAAAUCAAAUUCGAAGUAAACGACACCUCGCCAUCUGUCAAGGCCUUAUUUGGCUUCGAAACUUAUCUAAAUCGCUUAAAAUAUAUAGAACGCGUGGAGUUAACGACUGAUAUGGCAAAUCUAUUUGAUUUCGUGCACCCAUCGGCAACGGAACACGUGAAGCAGCUGGUCGACAGUGCCGCCAGAAUGUCAAAUAUCGCACGAAAUGAAAACAAAAGGGUUGUUGAAACCGGAAUCGAAGUGCGUAAUCCCAUCACAGGGCGUCCAAUAAAGGUAUAUGUGACUAACGCGCCGCUGCUCUUUACUCAACCCAUCAACUGUCGUAUCGUUGCCAAAAAUGUGGAUGCAGUAGCAGAUGAAUCCCCAAGCGUCGGAAAUACCGACAAAUGCGUCAAUGAUAUCUUUCAUACCACGAUUGACGGAACGUAUCCCGAUAGCGCAUACAUUGAGCCAUUCGUCAAUCUAAAGUUAAAAGACUGGAUAUUCAGUAGACAACGACAUUGGGGUGAACCAAUACCCCUAGAACGGCGCGGAGGAGAAUAUGUACCCGUUAACGAGAAUGAGCUACCGCUGGAAUCAGGAACACAGCACGAAGAAACGAUGCCACAGUGGGCAGGCACUUCAUGGCACUACCUGCGUUUUUGCGACCCUGCGAAUUUCAAACAGCCUUACGGAGAAGCUGCCGCCUCUUACUGGAUGCCAGUGGAUCUAUAUGUAGGAGGAGUCGAACAUGCAGUGUCCCACCUGCUAUACGCCAGAUUCUGGAACAAAGUCCUUUUCGAUAUGGGCGUUUCACCCGUAGAAGAACCAUUCAAAAAAAUUCUGCUCCAUGGGAUAGUCAGAAAUGCGUUGUUCACGGUUGACGGGCGUCCCGUUGACGAAGAAGAAGUUAUAAAACACAAGGGGGGUUACGUUUUGAAAGGUGAUCACAACACCAAAGUCGAUGUCAAGCUGGAAAAGAUGUCGAAAUCCAGGGGGAACGCAGUAUCUCCAGACCCUAUAAUAGAUAAAUAUGGCGCAGAUGCGCUGCGGUUACAUCUCCUGUUUCUUGGACCUGUGGCUAAAGAUAGGGUGUGGUCCGAAAAAGGGUUGAUUGGUGUCUCCAAGCUCUUAGAUCGCAUAUACAACUUCUUUACCAAUGUGAACAUAACUGAGGAUAAGCACGACAUCAAUGGCAGCCUGAAGCAACUGGUUGAAAAAAUCACCUCGGAUAUAGAAAAUUACCAUUUUAAUGUAGCCGUGUCUGAUUUCUUCAAAUUCGUACCUGAGAUGCCUAAAUUAGCCAGGCGUGGAGAAUUGGGGAGAAAUGUUGCGAACAUAUAUCUCAAAUUACUUGCGCCAUUCGCACCACACGCAGCUGAAGAAUUGUGGCAUUUAGUGAACACGAAUGCCGCAGGCUCCAUAGCUCAUACAUCAUGGCCAACGCCAUCAAACAUGAAUAUGCCGUAA